AUGGAAGCAGCUCGUCUGGAAAGACUUCAGGCUCUAAAAUCAGUUUCGGAGCAGGCUCGUAUCGGUGGCAAGGGCACCGCUCGGAGGAAGAGAAAGGUUGUACAUAAAACUGCAGCGACCGAUGACAAGAAGCUACAGGCGACUCUUAAGAAACUGGGAAUUAAUGCCAUCCCAUCAAUUGAGGAGGUUAACAUGUACCGAGCCGACGGUACGAUGAUCCACUUCAAGAACCCGAGAGUUCAGGCAUCUCCACAGGCCAACAUGUUUGCUGUUUCGGGUCUUGCUGAGAACAAAACGCUCAACGAUUUGUUCCCCAAUAUGAUGAGCCAGCUAGAGACGGCAAAACAACGUCUUUCUAAGAUGAGUGAAGCAGCUCAAGGUGAAGCUAAAGAAAAUGCGGAAGACGAUGACGAUGAUGAUGUCCCGGAACUUGUCGGGGAUUUUGAGGAAAAAAGUCGCCAAGAGUGA
Messenger RNA from Hydatigera taeniaeformis, 468 nucleotides. NCBI's taxonomy places the organism in Eukaryota, Metazoa, Platyhelminthes, Cestoda, Cyclophyllidea, Taeniidae. The record is from the annotation of a GenBank genome assembly.